Fraxinus pennsylvanica is the source of this 354-nucleotide messenger RNA. NCBI's taxonomy places the organism in Eukaryota, Viridiplantae, Streptophyta, Magnoliopsida, Lamiales, Oleaceae. The record is from the annotation of a GenBank genome assembly.
AUGCAUAAUACCAGCGUACAUCUUACGCAAAAACCUGUUCCGUGGACCCCACAGUCCCCUCCUCUAUAUAAAUACACCACCAAGGAACCCUUGAACCUCACACACACAGUUACACUUCUAUACACAAUUCGAGCUUUCUGUGAAUUAUUAUCCUAUUCUAUGGCGCAACUUAGCAUUGUGAUGGCCUCCUUGCUAGCAUACGCCCUUGUGGCUCUCUCCGUCGCCGCUACCACUGUCUCUGCUCAGGCACCGGCGCCUUCACCAGAUAAAGGAGAUGCAUUCUCUUUGCCAGUCUCCAGCGCCUUCAUCGCGACCUCUCUUCUCUUCUCCGUUUUCGCACUCUGGAGGCACUGA